This is a messenger RNA of Pelobates fuscus (common spadefoot toad), 2396 nucleotides long. RefSeq names its product NOP2/Sun RNA methyltransferase family member 7 (gene NSUN7). The transcript has 11 exons. NCBI's taxonomy places the organism in Eukaryota, Metazoa, Chordata, Amphibia, Anura, Pelobatidae. Gene Ontology annotation, molecular function: methyltransferase activity. Bases 51 to 2225 code for a protein of 724 amino acids. The record is from RefSeq and is a predicted model, not a curated record.
GUGGCGUCCUUCAAGGCUUUCAUUUUGCUUGCUCCUUUUGAUAUCUAGUCAUGCCAAACCUUCGAAAUAGUCUGAACUUGGCACAUUCAAGCAGCUUACUUGCAGGACAAGUUCCAGACUCAAGCAUGAUGACUGUGUCAAGCACUGCAGAGCCAAUAGUGCGGAGUCUCUCAUACCUGACAGACAAGGUGAACUAUCCUGACCAUGUGUUUAUCAAUGCAGCAAAAAUCUUCCAGAAUAUUCACAUAAAGAGACCUCCAGAUCGGAUCAUGGUGAAAUAUGCCAAUGAUUUGGAACAUUCCAUUCCAGAGUUCACCGAUGAAAAAUCUCAACGCUGGUCUUACGAACUGGCUUUCAGUGCCCUAAAAUACCAAGACCUUCUUGAAAAUAUAUUAUUAGACAGUGGUUUCUAUUAUUCUCAACUGGUGGGCGAUGAAAUGACCAGUUUGGUUGUGGUCAUGCUGUAUGAUUUCCAGGAUCGAAAAUUCCAACCUCGUUAUGCAUAUGAUAAUGACGAAAUCAUAGAAGAUGUGCGAGAAGUUGAAAAGCUUUUGUACAGAUCUAGAACAAAACUGGCUGCUUCUCUUGCAAGAAGUCGAAUAAAAUAUUCUGCUCCUGCUAUUGAAUACAUACUACCUGAGAAUGUACGGAAAGAAGAACUGAGAGCAUCAAAGUUACCCCUCUAUGCAUGGGUCAAUACAGCCAAAACCAGCCUCACAGAAGUUGUCGACGUAUUGAACAGCCAAAGAUUUAUAGAAGUAAAGUCCCCUGCAGAGAUGGAUAAUUAUAGCUACUGCAUGGACAAGCAGUUCCAAAAUGUACUUGUUUUCCCUCCACACCUCAAAGAGGAACUGAACAACUUAGAUCUCUUUAUUGAUAACAAACUCGUACUACAGGAUAAGUCACACUGCCUUGCAGCACAUUCUCUGAGAGCGUUAAUGAAUAUGGAUGAUGAUAUCAUAAUCGCCAAUCCGUGUCCAGGGUUUACUAUUGCUCACAUAUCUGUCCUCACCAAUCAGAGUGCCUGCAACAUAUAUGUUUGUGGAAUUAAAUCUGAGACAAGGAAACAUGAAUUGCAGGAGUUGUUCUUAAAUAUGGAAUGCAGAAAUAUUAAACUACUUAAUGAGAUGUUCACAGAGAUUGAACCGUCCGAUCAAAGACUGCAAAAAGCAAAAAUUAUUGUGCUGCAACCUCAGUGCUCUGGAUCUGGUGUGAGUGAUCCAGUAGAUUUUAUUCUAAAUGAACAAGGAGACACCACAUUGCUCCAGAACUUCUCUCAAGGAUCUGUGCCCACUGACAAACUCAAUCACCUUGCAAAUCAGCAACUUCUUCAGCUAAACCAUGCAAUGAAAUUUAGUAAAGUGCAAGCAAUUGUGUACUUCACUCUCUCGGUUUAUGAAGAAGAAAAUGAACAUGUAAUAAAUCAAGCCUUGGAGUUAAACUUUGGAAAUAUUAAAGGUCGAUCAUAUAGGCUUGGGAGUUCCAUCAUUCCCUUCUACACAACAUCAGAACCCUUACCUGCCGCUGAUCAUUUUUUUAGGAUUCAGCCUUCAGAGACUACAAACGGGUGUUUUCUUGCUAUUCUAACCAGAGAGAGAGAUCCAGUUGAUUCAGCUAAAGAUGUAUUGGCCCGAGCUGCUGCCAAGGGAUUACUUCAAGGUAUUGAAAUCUCAUCAGCAAGAGGGGACAAGAAAAAGAGAUCGAAAAUGGCUGUAUCCAAAGCCAUCGCAAAGCCCACUUCUAUUACACAAACAAAUAUUGCAGAGUUCCUGAACAGAGAAAAUGGUUCUACAUCUGCAAAAGUAUCAACAUCUAAACAAGAUCCACUUGUCUCUCAAAAUAGCCAACAUAACAUCAGCAACAUCCAGUUAAAGAAAACCUCAAAGCAAUCAUCUUUUCCCACUGCACCAGCAGCAAUGAAAAAUACAAGCUACUUCACUGCUCCAAAGGUUGCAGAUCGCCAAAUAAUGUUUACAAGGCAAAGAGCCGAAGACAAAAUGAUUUUAUUGAAACCAAUGCAGAUUCUGUUGCCACCGGUGUCAAUGCCACUUUACAGCGACUCAACAGUUGCAAAAGUUCGGAGUCCCAUCCAGUGUUAUCCGAGAUGGCAUUCUGGAGUACGUAGCAACUUACAAAGGGCAUUUACCCCGACACUGUCCAUUGUUGGCAAGCCCAAAGAAACUCUAACACUUAAUGCGCUCCGACACCCCAAACCUUGGCAUUGAAGACUAUAUUUUGUAACAUUUUUCAUGAUAUGCUAAGAUACAGUUUGUCAAUAGAUAAUGAAUGGAAGGGGCAGUGGGUACAAUAAUCAUGAAAGAAAAAUAGGAAAUAGGAAGACAUUAAUAUUUUUCUUUUGCUAUUGUUUUGUAAUAGUGUUUCAUUUUAUUACUUAA